AUUUUGCCCAGUUAUGGAGCAAGAUUUUACGUCUUGGGGUGCGCUCGGGCAGUUGCAGAAUGGAUACAGUUGUGUUGGUUUGUGCUCCAGCGAGCGCUAGUGCUCUGAUACACAUGCAAUCGUGUCGGGGAAUGGGAAUUUGCUGAAGGCUAUAUAAAUGAGUAUAGCAAUGGAGUCCCGCCUAACAUACGAUGGUUUACCAAUCCAUUCUCUCUUUAUUUUGAACACGGAAUUUUGUAACCUAAGUUUGUACGUGCGAAGCAGUUGUAUCAGCAGUUCGUGUACAAUCCUACAUCGACAAUGUCCCGAAAAAUAAAAGUCGCAGCGGCCCAAGUUGGUUCAGUCCACAUCGACUCUGACCGCAAAGAAACACUCCAACGACUCAUCGCCCUCAUGAAAACUGCCGCAUCAUCCGGCGCACAACUCCUCGUCUACCCAGAAACUGCCUUCACGACCUUUUUCCCGCGCCACCUAAUGAGCCAGGCGGAGGUGGAGAGAUUCUUCGAGAAGGGUGAUGACAUAACCCAGAGCGAGAAUGUCAAGGAUGCCGGAGAAAACUAUAACACAUGCGUCUACUAUUCAGGGAAGCAAGGGAAAGUCCUCAGCAAGUACCGCAAAAUCCACCUUCCCGGCACGAGUGAACCGUACGAGAACCCCAACGCAAUCAACCAGUUGGAAAAAAGAUACUUCAGACCGGGGAAUCUGGGCUUCAUGGCGUUCCGAGUCCCAGAUCUUGUCCCGGAUGCACUCAAAAAGAGUGACACGACCGCAACGACGAUGACAAAAACAGACAUCGCCGGCAAAGGUGACCCAAUUGUCGGAAUGAUCAUAUGCAAUGAUCGCCGCUGGCCCGAGUCCUGGCGCGCGUACGGGCUGCAAGGAGUAGAACUUGUGCUGUGCGGGUACAACACGCCCAGUUUCGCACCAGACCUAUACGGUGACCCAGAAAUGGAUCGCGAAGCGGCGGAGCGGAAGGCUUAUUUCUAUCAUAAACUCGUCAUGGAGUAUAAUAGUUAUGCCAAUAGCUGCUAUUCUAUUUCGGCGGCACGUGCAGGACUGGACGAUGGGAAGUAUGGGCUUAUUGGGGGUUCGGCGAUUGUCGAUCCGAUGGGACAGACGAUUGCGGAAGCGAAGGGGACGGGGGACGAGGUUGUUGUGGCGGAAAUUGAUCUCGCGAUGUGUCGGUAUGGGAAGAAGGCGUCGUUUGAUUUCGACCGAUAUCGAAGGAUCGAAGCGUAUGGGAUCCUCUCAUCGCAGACGGGUGUUGUAGAACCUCCUCUUUUAUGAGGUGGUAGCGUUACAUAACUAAUUACUUGUCAUUCCCAUGAGCAAAGUGUCGGUUGUUCUGAGAUGGUCCUCUCGAUAUCCUAGAUAGAUUUUGAUGUUCAAGAUCCUACCCUACCCCGAACUUAACUCCCCAACAAACGCUCUAGCCCGCCUAGAUUCCUUCAAGCGUUACCUAAAGUGUUGUAGAGCACAAUGAAUAUUCGUUAAACGACUCUAAGAUUUCCA
Messenger RNA from Blastomyces dermatitidis ER-3, 1512 nucleotides. Its product is annotated as N-carbamoyl-D-amino acid hydrolase. The coding region runs from base 301 to 1287 and encodes 328 amino acids. The record is from RefSeq and is a predicted model, not a curated record. The transcript is spliced from 3 exons. Gene Ontology annotation, molecular function: hydrolase activity, acting on carbon-nitrogen (but not peptide) bonds, in linear amides. NCBI's taxonomy places the organism in Eukaryota, Fungi, Ascomycota, Eurotiomycetes, Onygenales, Ajellomycetaceae.